GGAGGAGGGCAGCGCCAUGACUCAUUUGCAGGCAGGUCUCUCCCCGGAGACUCUGGAGAAAGCCCGGCUGGAGCUGAACGAGAACCCCGACACCUUGCACCAGGACAUCCAGGAGGUGCGGGACAUGGUCAUCACCCGGCCGGACAUCGGCUUCCUGCGCACCGACGAUGCCUUCAUCCUGCGGUUCCUGCGGGCCAGGAAGUUUCAGCACUUCGAGGCGUUUCGCCUCCUGGCCCAGUACUUUGAAUAUCGCCAGCAGAACCUGGACAUGUUCAAGAGCUUCAAGGCCACGGACCCGGGCAUCAAGCAGGCGCUGAAGGAUGGCUUCCCCGGCGGGCUGGCCAACCUGGACCACUACGGCAGGAAGAUCCUCGUCCUUUUUGCUGCCAACUGGGACCAGAGCAGGUACACACUGGUGGAUAUUUUGCGCGCCAUACUUCUUUCGUUAGAAGCCAUGAUAGAAGACCCCGAGCUUCAAGUGAAUGGAUUUGUUUUGAUUAUAGACUGGAGCAACUUCACCUUCAAGCAGGCCUCCAAGCUCACACCAAGCAUGCUUAGAUUAGCCAUAGAGGGCCUUCAGGACAGCUUCCCGGCUCGGUUUGGAGGAAUACAUUUCGUCAAUCAGCCGUGGUAUAUCCAUGCUCUCUACACAGUUAUACGGCCCUUUUUAAAGGAGAAGACACGAAAAAGGAUAUUCCUGCAUGGUAAUAACCUCAACAGCCUGCAUCAGCUAAUACACCCUGAGAUCCUGCCUUCAGAGUUCGGAGGAAUGUUGCCUCCCUACGACAUGGGAACGUGGGCAAGAACACUGCUUGACCAUGAAUACGAUGAUGACAGUGAAUGCAAUGCGGACUCUUACAACGCUCCUGCAAAGGACAUAGAAAAGGAUCUCUCUCCCAAAUCCAUGAAAAGGUCUCAAUCGGUUGUGGAUCCCGGGGUGCUGAAACGCAUGGAUAAGAACGAGGAAGAAAACAUGCAGCCUUUGCUUUCACUUGACUAACAGUUCCUGAGCAUCGGACGUGAACCGAGGUGGAAGGCACUGCCUUCUCAGCAGCGAGCAAACCAUUGGGAAAGAGACUACCAGCUGGAAUCCUAUUUACUCAUGUUAAUGUAGCAUAAUGGCAGCAGGCAGCAGGUUUUACUAUUCUGCCUGAAUUCUGGAUGCCCUGGGGUGAAAAAGAAGAGGAGAAAAAAAGGAAAAUAAAAUGAAAUAAAAAAUAAAGAGGAAUCAGUAAUUUAUUCUGUAAGUGCCAACUUGUUUGUAAAUACAAUAUAAUCCUCCAAUUUGACUUUGUAAGUUAUGGUAAAGAAAUGCUAUGGAAACGAGUGACUAUUAAAUAUGUCAGUGAAGUGCACCAUAAAAAAAAAAAAGAGAAGAAAACAUGUGCGCGCUCACACAUGCACACACCUACACACAGAGAAACACAUACUGGACAAGGACAAAUAUCAAAGCCAAUUAAACGUUGUCCUUCUCAUAGGAAGCCAUACUGCAGCUAGUGUAUUGACUGCUGUUUUGUUUUCUGUCUGCAAUGCUCAUGUAGCCUGCAAAGAUAAAGAGGGAAUAUAAGAACUUGGAGAUGCUGUAAUCAGUCAGAUAUUUCCUAACUGUAGCAAUUGAUUUCCCAAAUAACAUUGUGGCUUAGGAUUGUGAUUUAGCAUAAACCAUGUAGCAUUGUGAAAAAGAUAACAGAUGAGCUGGAACCAACUGUUUGACAGCUUUGUUGUUUGGCUGUAUGGAUCUGUGAGAUUUCUUCCUUAACUUUUCAUUUACAGUUUGCAAGUAACCUGGCUUGUUACCCUAAUCUGGGUGCUGUAACGUGGGCCACAUUGGAGUUACUUCUCUUGCAUUUUGUGUGCACAUCAAGAAUUUUUCCAGAACUCUGUUCUCCCUUGGAAUGAGGAAAUAGUUCUCUAAAUACAGUGUAAUAACCGAUAUUUGAAAGCAAAGCCUGGCAGCAGAGGUUAAAAAUUAAUCACUGAAUCCUGUGCACUGGGAGACUGGAUACAUAUAUAUAUUUUUACCAAUCUCAGACAAGCAUACAAGGUGACAUUGUUAGACAGGUAUAUUUAAUUGAAGGUUUAUACAAGAAAUCAUACCUAUUCAAUGUACUUAGAUAUAUUAUAGAUUGUAUAUUGAGACAAUGUCAUUAGUAACGUAGUAAAACUUUCCAUAGAACAACAGCAUCCCACUCCAAGUAACGAUUAAUAUGAAUAAGUUGUAGUCAAACAUCUCAGCCUAUGUGUUUAGGACACUUUUGUUUUGGUUGUAAUGUAACUGUAUAUAUUGAACAUGUGCCAUAAUAGAAAAAUACAUUUUACCUCAAAAGGGCAACAGGUUUCGCUGGGGGUUGGGUCAAUCAGCUGAAACGCAGGGGCUGUGUCAUCGUCGUGUGCUGGCUGAUGUGUGUGCAGCCUGUUGCAUGCUGAGGCAGGAAUGUCAGUUCUUACGAGGACUUCACUCUGCAAUCAAGAGUGAGGAGACACAGAGCGCCCACCAAGACAUCUGAAUAGUUAGAGGUGUUGUAAGAGCAUGUCGGGGCAACGCAGGGGUUAGUUAAGAAUACCCUGAGCACAGUGGAGAUGGCUCACAGCAGCCCUGCCUCCCAAGCGCCAGAGUUUAAAGGAUUUCUUCCAUCACUUCAGUGGUCACUGAAGUUCCAAAGUCACCGGUUGUAGGUCGUCUCUCCUCGCCCAGCAUAAUUGCAGCUGUAAGAUUCAGUAGGCUGGGAUGAGUUAAGAAAGAGCGGAGAGUGAAAUCUUGGAAGCGAGUCGUCUCAGUGUUCAGCUGUAACUCCUGUGGUGGCAGCUUUGGCGUCUCUCAGGGCUGAGGCAACGCUGUCUCUUCCAGCAUCACCCUUGAUUAGCCCAGGCAGCACACAGAUAAAGCUUUCCUACUUCGCAGUUCAUUAGCAACAAUGAUAAAUAGUGUAAGCCCCAACAUGCCGUCGCAUUGCAGGAACUUGUCUGAACAAGUCAUCGCCUUUCUGCUCUCCUAAUUCCACUUUCAUGAUACGUGUUAUGAAAUGCAAAGAGAAAAGAUGUGGAGCCUGAUUGUCUUUUCAGUCUGUCCCACAAGUUUUCAGUAGUAGAAACUGUUGUAAUACUACUUCUGUGCUUUGAGAGACUUGGAAGAUUGAUAAAAUCUUAAAUACAAUUUUAUUUACUCCUACUUUUCACGUACCUUGUAACAUCAUGCUGGAUAGGUGAGAUGUGUCUCUAGGGUUUGCAUAAGUGCCAUAUUUGAAUGUAUGUUUUAUACGCCCACACUUACGGUCAGUAGAAUAGUAUAUUGCCAUGGAUCUGAUUUUUAAAUCCUUAUCAGAUAGAACUCUAACAUCAAUAGAAAUUUUCUGCUUGUAAGGGCUUUAGAAUUUAGUCAGUAUUCCAUAUGUAUGCAAACUGUGACACAGUGGUGAUCAAAAUCUUCACGGAUGCUUUUGGAUACAUGGGCCAAACCUUGUUGUAAACCAGCACAACGCUGAUUUUAGAGUAGAUCAGCUGUCUGGUCAGAAAAUGCAAAUGCCUUUUAUAUCCCCACAGAGCAUCUUUGUAGGAAAGUGUAUCUACUCAACUGUAAGAAGCUUAAAAUUUGGUUUGAAGCUCAUACAUUUUUUUAUUUGCAAAUCCUUUAUUUAUGUGCUAAAUUUAUGUAAUUUAUGUAAUGUUUUCUGAUGCCUGAUUUCAGUUUCAAGUUAAUGAGUAUUAAUAUAUUCUUUCCAGAGAGUGAAAGUAGGAUAUAUUAUAGUUUAACUGGGACCUCGUCUUUCACCAAGAAGAAAACUACCUUUUCAGUAAGAUCCUCACUGUUAAAGAGUUGGGCCACAGAUCUUCUUGGCUGCAGCUUUUAUUUUGCUGAAGCAAAUCCUGACAGUGGUAACUGCAGUUGUGACAUUGGGUAAGAGUAUGAAAACGGUUAAGAAAAAUAAUUAUACCUUAUGCGCUCUCAGUAUUCUUUAAAGGCAUUUCACUUUUACACAUCAGGGUACAUAAAGGGUUUCUGCCUUUCCCUUGCUUCUUGUAGAAAAUCUUUAUAGGUAGGACAAUUUUUAAUAGAUUAAAUUUGGACUGAAAGCUUUUCCAAUCUUUAUUGUCAUAGGAAUUGAUGUCUAAUUUUUAUAGCAGAACUGAAGUGCUGAAAAUAGAAUUCAAAUGCUUGGGAGGAAUUCUACUCUCUUAAUUUCUUACCUUUUUUGUGUAUCAGGUAGAAUAAACCUUGUUGUAAUUAUGCAUGCCGAUAUGCAUAUAAAAAAUAUCGUGAAAUAUGAGGAACUUAGUGGAAAAACUGGAUACACCUGUCCAAGCAACUAAGUGAAAAAAGGGGGAGUAAAAAAAAGUGUAAAAUUGAUAGUUUCAGGCCUUUGUCAAGAUCUGAAAAUGUCCCGUUACAUGAUGGCUCUUCCAUGAAACAAAUGUUUAAAAAUAUAUGGAAAAGUUACAGAAACUUCCAUGCCUAAAGCCUUCCUCCUGUAAUCAGAGAUGUCAAUAGUCUCUUGGCUUUAUAACGACAGGCAAUCAGUCCCACUAAGCUCCAACAAGUACACGGGCUCCCAAUAGUUAUUAGUUGUAAAAUAGCUUCAAGAUGUCUUUACAGAAAUGUAAAUUCACUGUAUAGCAUAUUUAAAAAGGUGUUUUGCACUCUACAGACAUGCUAUGCCUGGUCACAAAAGAUUAUUUGUAGAGACAUACAUAAACUAAACACUGAAUUAAAGAAAAUAGGAGUAGAAGGGACCUCAAGAGGUCAUUGAUUUGUGGAGGAGCAGAUUUGCUUUAAUGUCUCUCUUAAAUAAUUGUUUUAGCUCGGUACCUUGCAUGAAGUGCUCUUUGUAUUAUUUAAUCACAGUCACAGCAAAGCCUAAGCACAUUAUCUGACAAAACUGUAACCUGACAGUAUUUUGUUUAUGCAUUUUAUUAUUUACCUGUUCUGUUUGGGAAAUUAAAAAGCUUACCAAGCAUCAUCAGAACUACCAUUCAGAAUUACCUGCCAAACACUUUGCAAUAAGCUUUGGUCAUGUCUCUGUUAUUAUAUUGUUUCUGUUAUUAUCAGUGUAUGUAUUUGUCAAGGUUUUUGAAAAAGGCGUGUUUGAAAGAGAAUGGAAGAGAGAAGAAUUCAAAAUUAGGCUUCAGGAUUUUGUUUAGAAUAUUACAAUAGGAUUUGAGGGGGGCACUGAGUUUGAUUUUGAUAAUCCUUGUUUGCCUAUGGGGAAUGUCCUGCUGAACUAUUGUCAGCAUUGGGUACCAGGACAAAUUUGGAAGAUAAAUAUCAAUGCGAAAGGCAAGAGCAAAAGUCUCGAAGAGACUGAAAAACCACUUAAUCCCGUAGCUUGCUGUAUCAUGUCCUUCUAAAGAAAGGCAUUUUGCAAGUAGUUUAUAGGCAUGUAUUUAUGGUGCUGAGAAUAGUACUUUUGUCCAUGAAGUUCAAAGCACACUACGAAAUCAAGAAAAUAAAGAGUUAUCUGAUUUUGCAGGUAGCAAAACAGAAACAGGGCCAGUUAGAGACAUUAAAAUCUCAAUGGAAGACAUUUACAUUGUGUUUAUAUACAGCAAAAACAAUGCUUUGAUCACUCAGUUUGGUUUGAACUGCAGGAGAGGAAAUAACGUGUCCCUUUUUUGAGUGAGAAGAAUGUCUGGCUGUUGAUUCAGUCAUGCCUAGUUUCUUUAGAAACCUACCUAAACAUUUUACCAUGAGAACUUUACAAACCAGGGGUCAUCUGUUUUCCUGUGCAAUCUGAAUCUGAAUGUACAUUUUGCCAUUUCUGAUGAGGAAACGGUAAAAAGGGAGCAUGCCACCCAAAUGAAAUGCCAUUCUUCCCUGUAUGAUCAAGGGAAAAAAGGUAGUUUACUCUGAAGGCCCCCCCGCAAAAGGAAAUCUUGGAUGCCCAGUAAAGAAUUCUGAACUUGGUCAGAGAGGAUCUCCUUGAAAGAUACUUACUUCCCAUUAACUAUACAAGGAGCAUUGGUAUUUUGUUUAGAGGCAUGCUUAAGUGACCACAAAUGAAAGUACAGGCCGAGUAGAUAGAACCCCACAUCCUGUAUUGCCUUGUAACCUUGAAUGAUCCCGUGUCAAGGGGAUUUAGCUCUUAUUUAGCACGUUGACCGCGAUAUACCCUUCAGUCUGCAUUUCAGCUUUCAGUUGUGUGGGAAUUUUUUCCUAUCAGCUUUCAGGAUCUUACUUUGUUCCCUCCAUAUGGGUCUGUUGCCACAAAAUGGCGUUGACCCCUGUUGGAUUGCACAAUUUGCAAAGUCAUUUUGUUGUUAAAAAAAAAACCAACUUGUGGUAUGCUGGGCAGUGGUGAAGUUGAAACAUAGGUCACAAGCUCCCACUACUUUAUCAUUCAUUCUCCAGUGUUUUGUGUGUGUAAGAUGCUUUGAUUGAUAACAGACAUGCCACAUAUAACUUGCAUGAUAUGAGUUUAAAAAGAAAAAAGGAAGUUUAUGCAGUGAGUUCAAAAUCUGAGUCAAUGGUAUCGCUGUGGAAUUGAAAUGGAGGGAAAGCACUGCAUACAGGCAGAAUAGAGAGACCUACAAGGGAAGAUGCUGAUGCUUCCUUAUGACACACAUUUUUGUUAAAACACGGCCAAAGUGUUUCGUCUAUGGGGACCAUGAUCAGCCAGCUCUGUUGCUUCUGCAUCAGUCACUUACAACAAUUCCUCUCUAAUAAAGGUGUGACAAAGCUUCCUUUUGCUGUUAGCAGAGAAUUUACUUCCAGAGAAUUGGCAUAUCUGUCGAUUUGCGGCAGACAAAUGGUGGGGGUUAAUUAGGAUUUGUAUUUGAUAUGGAAAUGCUGCUGUGAUUCCUUAAAGAGGCUGUCACAUCAUUGGCAACACAACAGAGCCUAAAGGCAGGCAUCUCAAAUCAGGUCCCUUGCUUAAUAAAAAUUUAAGGGGAGAAAAAAGCAAGGGAAAAGAUAAUAGAAGAUGAUAAAACACAAUAAUUAAAAUAAAAACCAGAAGCAAGCCUGCAGUGGAAAGCUGCAUAAGUGGCAAAAAUGAUGCGAGUGAACUCAUGUGAAUACUUCCGACAAGUGAAUCAGUAGCCUAUCUCGUGUCCCCCGUCUACGUUAUGAGCAAAGGUCCCGUUUUUCACAUGGUCCACCUUGUUUGGCCAUGGUGGAGUUUCCUAAAUCUUUAGAAAACACUGAAGUUACCAUGUGAAAUUGUAGGUGCAGUAGCUGAACAUGGUUUAAUGGAUCAGUGCGUGCCAGCAGAUGGGCACUGGGCCGACUCGGACCUGGUACCUGAAGGAAUAUGUGAAAUGCCGUGUCCUGCCUGACAGAAGAAGUUGUUCAGGGAGAGAAGGAAAGGAGCCACGUGCCCGUAAGGAAAGGUGGGAGACCUAUGGAGAAAACAAUGGGGAGUUGGAGUGAACUGAUCAAUCAUUUUAAUGUAAUGGUGUGGGAGGCUUUCACUUGCUCUGUAAUAUAAGAGAUGACUUACAGACCCCACCACAAAUCUGUCAUCAGAAAGGAGCAAGAACAUCUUUCUCUUUUUCCAACACAAACUUGGUUUUGAUAUAUUUAAACCUAAUGUGUAUGCCAGGCCUGAGUUGCCUCUGCUGCUGCUGUUUCCACAGUGGCUCUUGGGAUGCGGGUAUCAUGUAUCAUACAGGAGCUGGAAAGCCAAUGUUGGCUUUCCCCCCUUUUUUCCCCCUGUCCGUAGGAAAAUGUAUUCUGCAAGGAAGGGAUGUAUUCUGCAAAUCCCUGCUGCAAAGAUAAUUUCGUGGGAGAAUUCAGCGCUUGCUUGGAUUAGAACCUGUCUUGCCCUGACAUCAGUAUCGGCGCCGACUCUGUGUAGAAGGCUGUGAGUGUCAGUGGGGCGGGAAUCUCCCCUGCACACCUCCGUGUCUUGUGCUAAUUAUGAAGCCUUCGAGCUGCAGCUGGUGAUCUGUGUCCUGUGUCUUUAAACAGUUCUGCUGGUGAUGUUAAUUGUAGCCAUUAGUCACACGGAGUGGAGAUGAUCUAAAGGAAACUGACAACUUUAAGCAUUACGCAAAGUCUAAAAAUAUUAAAUUGGUGAUUGUUACAAGUAAUGCCUGAGAUUAUGAUAACUUAAAGAGUUUCAGGGUUUGGUUGCAUUGUAUCCUCAAUGGGACUUAGUGUAGAAUCACUUUCCCUUAAAUAUGGUUUUCCCUGAGGUACACGUGCAUCUUUCACGCAUCAGUGGCAGAAGGAAUUAAAUGGUAGAACACGUGAUUCUAAAACUAUGGAUAUAUUCAAAGGGGCACAUAUAGGAUACCUGGCACUAUUUAAAAACGUUGUUUUGCAGUUAAUUAGUGUUCAACUUGACAAUAAUGUCUCUUUUAAAUAAUUUGGUUCUCUAGCUCUUUCACCCUAUAGGACUGUGAGAUGUGUCCUACAAAACUUGCCCAGCUCUGCAUCCUUUCUUCACCUAGCCCCUUCCAUUCAACAAAAUCUUGUCUUCUGUACGUACUUUUUUUCUAUGAAUAACUGGAGAAAACUGUAAAAAAAACCCUAACACCCUGACAAACUGCAGACAAGAGCUUGAGGAUCACUAUUUUAAAUAUUUCCCCUAUACAAAUCUCUGGUAACAGGGUGAAAUGGAAGUUGAGAGCAACAGCUGACCUCGUCAUAGAGGAAUACAAGAAAGACUCUGGCUAGGAGUCCCCACAGGUGUAGGGAGACAGUCAUCUGAAACAGCUCUUGUGAUUUAAGAUGUUACCUUCCCCUGACUGUUAAUUAUCCUUCUUCACGUAGGGACCACUGCCCCAACAUUGAAGCAACAGUAGGUUAUGGAAGUGCUCCUCUCCCAAUGAAGGUUGUGCACAACUCGUGCUAACUGUUGAUUCUGCACUCACGCAAAUGUAAAAGCAUUCACGUUGUCUAUUAAUACAACUCUGUUAUGAGAAUAACGAUUAACAGCUGGUCAUGGUGACAUCUAAAAUUGCUAGAUUGGCUAUCUGUGCCUUAAGGCUCUCGUGAUCUGUAGUACUUGCGUAGCAGUAACUGCUGAAUGCAUUUUUUCCGCAUGCACCGAUCUACUUUGGAGCCUUACGGAAAAUACUAUAGCACCGUUAUCAAAAAUUCAAAAAUUAGAUUACAAGAGUAAUUUGCAAACAGUGCUUGUAUCCUCAGGAUAAAAUUUGUUUGUUUCUCAGUUUAGUACUGUUAGGACUCAGGGGGUCUGAGAUUUGUAAAGCCAGGGCAAGUCUAUCAAUCAUGUUCUCUCUAUGUAUAGUUUCAAUAACUGUUCUCUUUUCACAACUUGUUGUCAGUUUGAAUUUUAUUCUUGGACCUAGUAAGACGGUUACUUUUGGUCUGUUGUGUUCCAACCUAAAAUCUGAAGGUUAAGCAACUUUGUGAAACAUGUCACUCUUUAUAUUGUAUAUUUAAAUAUCAUCAGUUCUCUGUGAUCAAUGGGCUGCUUUGGAGAGUACUACUACUUUAAAUCAUUGUUGGUUACUGAGGAAGAAUGACAUUCUGUUAAAUAAAAUAUGACCAAAUGAAAAUUAAAAUACAUAUUUAUUUU
This is a messenger RNA of Chroicocephalus ridibundus (black-headed gull), 9482 nucleotides long. RefSeq names its product clavesin 2 (gene CLVS2). The transcript has 5 exons. The coding region runs from base 17 to 1000 and encodes 327 amino acids. Gene Ontology annotation, cellular component: clathrin-coated vesicle; endosome; trans-Golgi network. The record is from RefSeq and is a predicted model, not a curated record. Gene Ontology annotation, biological process: lysosome organization. Lineage: Eukaryota; Metazoa; Chordata; Aves; Charadriiformes; Laridae. Gene Ontology annotation, molecular function: phosphatidylinositol bisphosphate binding.